AUGCAAAAGUUGACUUUUGCGCAGGCCACUGGGAGGAUUUCUGCCCCAAUUUCUCCGGUUCCGUGGACACAACGCAGAAUGUUAGUUCUCAAAGUAGUGCCUUCCAGAUAUCUUUUUUAAAACAUUAUCAGUUGUAAAGUGUAGCUACAUAGCCCUUUAGUAGAAAUUAAUGCAUUCUCAUCUUCUGAAUUGCAGUUAAAAUAUUUUUGCAACGCCCCCAUCUAUAUUUUUGAAGCAAUACCCGCUUAACAAUAAAGGAAAUAUUUGUAACACCUGCGCUUGCUAGGCACUUUAAUGGUAGUUCCACUGUCAUAGUCGAUGAGCACCACCAAGGGCCCGAAGAGAUCUCAGUGCUAAUUGGCGCGUUCAUUGUUUACCAUAAAGUAGCAUUGCGCUGCAUCUGCCUCAGUCUUCCUUUCCACACCCAACAGUGACAAGACAGGAACAAUGACUAGAAGGCACAAUGAAUAGAGAGGGGCGUGAACAGAGUGGCUGCCAAAGCCAAAUAUCCCGCCUUCGUGUGCGGCACACGACCUAGCCUCCGACUCCUCGCGAACCACUCAUCACUCAGUGGGUCUCUGGUCUCAACCAAGGUUACAUUGAAACGUCAUUGUGGUCUGACCGGCAGCCCUUAUUAGGACCGUGUUAUCUUGUCAUUUAGCAGCCUCUAAACCACGACUGUUAACUCGCUAUGGUGCCUCCGAGCUCAUCAGAUUUUUGGGACUGUCAUAGAUAAGACCGAUUACACGACGAAACGGCAAAGUCUGUUGGAGAACGGAGGUGCUUAUGAGCUUUCGGAGACUGGAGAGUUCAAGAAGCACGUGAACAGCGUAAACAGGGCGAUAGACAGGUUGAAGAAGGCAGGAGCCCUCAAGAGAAAGGAGGCAUUGGCCGCAAAAGCCACAGAUGCCGCCAUGGCGCGUUUCUACGGCCUGCCAAAAGUGCAUAAGCCAGGAGUCCCCUUACGCCCCAUGGUCUUCCAACGAGUUCAAACACACCGUACUGACGACGACGGGAGAGAGGAAGGAGCAAAAUACCGAUAUUCUUUAUUCGUAGUCAAUGGUUACCCACGAUCCUUUAAACGUGAGUGCCUACGAAAGCCUACCCAUCAGCGAUCAAACGGUGAGAAGCCGAAGUUUUGACUCGCGAUCACCUACGUGAGGAAUGUCUCUGAGGCGACAGCUAGAAUCCUGAACCCUUUUGGGAUUGGGGUAGCCCAUAAACCGGAAUCCACUAUCGGGUAGCAGAUAAUGAGACCCAAAGACCCGUUACCGGCAACAGAACAAUCAGCAAGCCGUACCAAAAUUGCAAUGCGAGGUAUGUUGGUGAAACGGGGAAAUUCCUUUGCACAAGACUGCGUGCGCACCAGCUUGCAAUCAACCGCGAGGAUAAACUGUCACUGGUAUAUGGCCACAUGCAACAGGAGAAACAUAGUUUCGCCUUUGGGGAAGCAAGCGUCCUCGGCCGAGCCCAUGACAAGAUGGCUAGGCUGGUGCACGAAAGCUGGUCCUCAGUUGGCACAAUCAACAGGGCUAUUGAUUUUCAUCCGGCCUACCAGGCGCUGCGUACAAGGCACCAGUUAGUGCAGACGGGGCCGACAGCACUGGCGAACGAGUCGCGGCUCCUCCAACAGUUGUCACCUUCACAACAGAGGGUAAGAGCCAGUCGGAGGUCACACGGCCAACGCUAGACGUCGGCCCACCGGCGCGCCCAGACAGCCGAUCGUGAUUCGCACAUGCAACGGCAACUGAUCAGUCCAUCCGAUUAUGAGGUGGGCACACAGGAUUUGCAGCGAUUACGACAGCCGGGCAGGGGACACUGGUCACAGGAGCGCGCCAGCAGUCGCCCGCGGAGAGACUAAAGCCAAUCCCCAGCCAGAAGGCAGGUCAGAGUUCGUGCGUCAGGCAUGUCUAUAACACAAGAUAGGCGGCGAGGCAGAACAACUUCGAGCAAGCAGGAACAGACACCCCACCACUCUGAUGAUGGAAACGAGGAAGUUUCCGAAACGUCAGCACCAAUACACUGUGGUCCAUGCAAUCGCCCCUUUUUCUUCUUCGUCUUCUUUUGGGGAUGAUAAACGGGAUAUAUAUAUAUAUAUAUAUAUAUAUAUAUAUAUAUAUUGAAAAGAGAUGGCUUUUUUUGGACAAGAGGAUUUAUUUCGUAAAUUUUCGACGCUGGUUCCCAGGUCGUCGUCAGACGCAAGCGGAAAGCAAAUGUGAAAGCAAGAAACAACUUUUGUGGACUUUAGGCAAUCCAUAGAUCCUCGCGAUGGUCGGCUCAGUUUGUUUGGGCGAUUUAGCGAUGUCUUCUGACAGUUGUUUCUUCCCUGUGAGACGCUUCAAGACUUUGUCGAUGGAUGAAGCUUGCGCUUUGGUGGGGUCUGUUAGGAGUGGUUGGUAAGUAGAUCUGUCGUCUAAUAAUGACAGCAUUUUCUGUUUGUAGUCUGUCUUGUUCAAAAUGGCAGUGGAGCCUCCUUUGUCCGCGGGAAGAAUGAUAAUAUUUUGGUCCAUUUUAAGGCCUUUAAUCGGCAUUUUCUCCUCAAGUGAUAGUACUGUAAACUGGUUCCGGUCUCUUAAGGCUUGUACAGUACUAUUUCGGAUAGGCGCUCACCGACCAGGUUACGGAACAUGCGCUUUCCGUUGUGCGUUGGGGCUCAUAUUAGAACCCUCGUAGGCUGUCGCACAGCUACUAGUAGUAGAAGUAAAUGUCGGUAUCAUCUCACAUAUAUAUCCUCCAAGUUCAUAAAUCAUAACAGUGAGGACUUGUGGUUCCCCAGUUAAUUUCAUAAUCUACCCUAGGAACUGUUUUUUGCUUCUUGUAGAUCAGCAGGAUAUACUAUGUUCACCACUACCGACGUCUACUCGGCGGCCUCGGCGAUUGGUCAGGAGCUGCAGCUCCUAAUUGAUGAAUUUGGUCCUGAUGACGUGGAGUCCUUUAUGUUCAAAGUGAUUACUGUGCUGGAGGACUUGGAAGCCUGCGUAAAUAUGUCCACUGAGAUGGAGGAAAAGGUGAACACCCUGCGGGAAAAGCUGGAAUCUCUCCGGUCUGACAGGCAACAGUUUUCUGACUCGAGGGACAACUAUGCCAUGGUUGGUCUCCGCUUCUACCACCACCUUUUUGAUUUUUUUCGACUUAUUUAAUUAAUCAAAUCUCAUAGUCACGCAGAGUAUGGGAUUCACUGCUGGGGUCUGACUACUGUGUGUGACAAUGGCCUUCCAUCUUGCCCAGCUUGUGUAUGACUGUCUGGCGACAGCGUGUUGGCCAAAGCUGAUCAUCCCCGCCUCCCGGGAAGACGAGUUGCCCGUUAGCCUAGCUGCUGGCUACCCGGCGCGUCCAUAGAUGGCGGAUAGUGGGACGACCUUCAGUGAAGGUUAGCUGCGAAAGAAGCAGUCGCGGACCAGCAGCGACAUUGCCACCAGGGUGCGGUGGGCUGGGACCUGGAACGCUGAAAGCCUUAUAAAAAGCCGCAAAACCCAAUGACGGCAUUGUGACAUGGCGACCGCAAACCACCAUUAAAUAAGUUUACUUGCCACCCUGUCUUGUGGUUAGGCUUUUAAGCCAAAGCGCUAGAGGAGACAACCUCGAACAAACAAUCCGAGCGGCCGUUGAGGACCCGCCCGUAUUCGAACUUCCCAAGAAACCUCAUGAAAUCUGUCCGAUCACAGUAUUACGACCCAUGCUACGGCGUCCGCGGGAACUGACGCGCUCCGCAGCCUUGGUCCAGUGGUGCGGGCGAAUAGUAUGCGAACUGGACUACUCAAUCGUGGACGACUCUCGGUAUUGGAUGCUGGAAUGUGCGAACGUUCCUGGACACCGGUACCCAAAGUCCGACCGCGCGCAGCCUUUUUCAGUACAAUGUGAAUGUCUGCUGUCCGUCUGAAGUUCGACUUCCUGACUCAGGCUCCCGUGAAAUAAAGAUCCUGGGAGUCGAAUCACACUUCACCCUGUACCACAGCGGCCUGCGAGAUUCUUCCGGUUGACACGGUGUGGCGAUCGUCCCAUCACAACAAGCGGACCUCGCGCUACUUGUUUGGGAACCAGUCAAUGACCGGAUGGCCUACGUGCGACUGAAGGGUCACUUCACGAACAUCUCAAUCGUUUCUGUGUACGCACCAACUUCGGAUGCCGAAGAGCGCGAUAAAGAUGCGUUUUACUCUCAGUUGCAAGCGCUAGUUGAAAGACCGCCUCGCCGCGAUCUGUUGAUUGUUGCUGGCGAUUGGAAUGGUCGAACUGGACCUGGCGACUUCACGACCAGUCAUCUUUUUGGCCGCUUUGGGCUUGGCUCCAGAUGCUGAUGGUGAGAGAUUGCCGAACUCCGCUGAUCGAAACCGACUACUUGUCACCAACACUUGUUUCCAACAUCGCAAAAAGCCUCUGCUGACCUGGUAUUCAAACGACGGUCAUACGACCAGUCAGAUUGACUACAUGCUAGUCAGCUCAAGGUUCCGCAGCUGGGUUCACGAUAGCAGAUCGAUGCGUGGUGCCGAGACUGGUAACGCCCAUGGGUCGGGCCAUGUCCUCGUCCGUACACGCUUGAAAGUUCAUCUCUCACCCGCGCCAAAAAUGCCACGUCUUAGACGCCUCGAUGUCGCAAAAAUCCGGCAAGCCAGCACUGCCGAGGCCCUAAACAGAGAAAUCCGGACCUGUUUUACGACCCGAGCCGACGGAGAAGUCAGUAACCAGUGUUCGUCACUGAAGACUUCAGUCUAUGGGGCAGCUGAGAAAAUCCUUGGACGCACCCAGCGACGCCGCAGUGACUGGAGCAGCGGAAGCACCCUACAGUUGUCUGCUCAGACGCCUCGAGCCUGGUCCCGCAACGAUGACUACUUCCGCCAACUUCGGAAGAUGACGGCAAAAUCGGUCAGGGGUGACCGGAAGCAAUAUUGGGAUGAAAUAGCGACCCCCAUGGAACAGGCCUCGAACGUUGCUGGCACUCGAAAGCUCUACCGUCUGAUCCGCCAAGUUAGCGGUAAGCCCUCUACACUGAGUGACUGUUCGCGAUGUGAACGGCGGCUUUAUUGCUGACAACUCGGCCAAAGUCGAGCGCUGGCGUGAGCAAUUUGAGCACCAUCUCAACUUCGAUACCCAACCUACCUCGCCAUUGCUCUCGUCCUCAGCGGAGUUUCUUCCCUCUCCCACCAAUGCAGUGCCACGCGAUCCCCCCUCCGAGGAAGAAGUCGCCGAUGCCAUACGAACGUUACGCAACAAUAAGGCACCCGGAGAGGACAGUAUACCCGCUGAAAUCUUCAAGUCUUGUGUCGACACUCUAGCGCCCUGGCUCCAUGAGGUGGUUGAACGAGCGUGGAGAGACGAGGUUGUUCCUGCUGACUGGGACUUAGGCAUCCUUGCACCUAUCCACAAGAAGGGAGAUAAGAGUAGAGGCUAGAACUACCGCGGCAUAAGCCUCAUCGACGUUACUGCGAAGAGUUCGCUAUUGUCCUACUCAGACGAUUCCAGACUGUGCGUGACCCAAGGACGAGGCCCAACCAAACUGGAUUUCGUGCUGGACGUGGAUACGCCGACCAGAUAUUAACACUGAGGCGCAUUCUCGAAUUUCGCCAUAGCUACAAACAAGCGACGGCCGUCUGCUUUAUUGACUUUGUCUCCGCGUUCGAUUGCGUUCAUCGUGAGUCCCUGUGGCGGAUAGUGGCGCUAGAUGGUGUACCGGCAAAAAUCAUCGCCAUGAUCAAGGCCUACUAUCGUUCCACUACUGCGAGAGUCCUGGUCCGCAACAAUCUUUCCCAACCGUUCGGUUUUCGGUCUGGCGUUCGACAGGGUUGUAUCCUGUCACUCAUUCUGUUCAACUACGCUCUUGACUGGAUCCUCGAGAGGGCCUUACACGAGGGUGACGGCGUUGAGUUUGCACCCGGACACCGACUGACUGAUCUCGACUAUGCCGAUGAUAUCGCCUUACUUGCUUUAAGUUUUGGUGAUCUGCAGCCUAUGGUGUCACGGGUGAACGAGGUCGCUAAAUCGGUCGGUUUAUCCAUAAACGCUGGGCAGACCAAAGUGUCUUCAAGCUGCAUCCCUGACCAGGAGAAGGCACCCUUCGGGAUUGAUGGCUGUCACUUUGAAGAAGUAGACAGUUUUAAAUACCUCGGUGCGAGGCUGCUGCCUAACGAGCAGAGUAAGGACGACAUUGUCUCCCGAAUCGAUGCUGCCCGCUGGGUUUUUUCAAGCCUUCGGAAAUGCCUAUGGAACUGACGUGACCUCUCCAUCGCCACUAAGAUUCGCGUGUACCGUGCAUCUGUCCGGUCUGUCCUUCUCUACGGUUGUGAAUACUGGGCUUUGCGCGUGGGAGACGAGAGAAAACUGGAGAUAUUUGAUCACCACUGCUUGAGGGCCAUCCUUCGAGUGAAGUUCAGCGACUUCGUUUCAAAUGAGACAGUCCGCGCUCGCUGCAACAACAUCACAAGGAUAACUCAGACCAUCCAAGAAAGACGGCUGAAGUGGUUCAGGCAUGUUCUUCGUCGUCCACCCCGGGAGCUCAGUGUUACUGCCCUCGAUCCGGCACCGUUACCCCAUUGGAGGCCUCGAAGAGGGGGCCAGUUCAAAGCCUGGCUUGACGCAGUUCGUCAAGACAUGGAGGCGGUUCUUGGACCUUCGGUAUUCGGUCUACGUCGUUGGCGAAGGGAAUGGGCUGAGCUGUGCAGAUCUGCUGCCGCGGAUCGUCACGCGUGGAGAGGUAUAGUUCGGGACAUCAUCGAGGCCGGCUAGAUCAGGGCUGAUUGCAGCCGUAUCAAGUACAAAGUCCAAUUAUCUCCGCCUUCGAAAAUGCUAUUCACCGUUUUUGGCCAUGUCAAAUCUGACAGCAUAGGUACCAGCUACGAGUCCAGACACGUGUUUCACCGGCAUUCUGCUGCUGCAUGACAGAGCCGUGAGGGGUCCGGCUCCGCAAUGGCGGACCCCCCAGCGUUAGCGCAUUAAUCUCUGAUGAGAUUAAAUAGCUAGAAUUUCAAAACAGCGAACGCUAGAGGACUCAGUGAUGACCCGAACCUCUCACCACUGCGUCCUGCGGUGGCAGAAUAUCUGCGAUGUGAUGUCAUUAUGGUAAACCAUGUAACAUGCUAUAUUCUGGUGCAAGUCUGACACAUGAAGAUAGCAGAACUAGUUUUUAAGGGUUCUUCUGACAGGGAGAACUGCCUAUGCAUAAGCUAUCUUUGUUGCUUCAAGGGCCAACUUCUACAGCUGAAUUGGGGCUUAUCGUUGUUUACGACUUCCGGUAACCCCACAAACUCAGUGCUAAACAAUGUGUUUUUGUCGGUAAUAAUAUAAUGAAGGAGUUAGCAGUUAGGGAAUUCCGCAAGUGAGAGCUUCUUUGAGAUUGUACUCCUGCUGUGAUAGCAUUUGAAGGAGUUUAUACAUCCAGAAUUAAGUAGUAGAGGAAACGCCUGCACCCUCUGAUCUGAAGACGACUCAUCUUCCUGUUCUCACAAGAGCAUAAAGAGAUAAACCGCCACCGUGCUGCACUAAUGUGUCUGCAACAUCGUUUCCAUACCCUAGCCCCAGUAAAAUCUAAUAAAUACUAAUAAAUAGAUAAAUUAUGCAUUUAAACCCAGAUUAGGUGUCUGAGCUACCACUGCAUUUUGAAGGAAAGAAUCUCUUCCGUUAACCUUCAGCGUAGUUCUAUAUAACCUUUCGCCGAGGAUCUUCCUUCGCUAAGGAAUAUCUGCUUGUCACCUGGUAUUCACAACUUUUUUUUAGGAAAGAAACUCUUGAACCUCAGGUUGUUAUUUUUCUUCGACCGGUUCGCUUAGUCUUUUCAUACGAACUAUACAACCCUCCUCGCGUCUGUCCAUUUUGUCUGCGCAGAAUCUGGAACAACUUCAGCAGAGUUGGUACAAAGAUACUUCCGCCCUCUUCGAUGAGGCCGCUGCCCUUGAGGCCGAAAAUGAUCGUCUUAAACAGAAAUUGGAGAGCAUGCGUACGCGACCGGAUGCAGGGGAAGGCACGGAGGACGAGGACGCGAGAGCGCAUGAAACCAAGUCCAAAAUCUCUGCUCUAGUCAACGCCAUUAGUCGAGGCGCUGUGGACAAGUCGUCGUCCAUGACAGCAGCGACCGCACUGAGUGAUGCAGGUGUCAAAAAGCAUGUAGAUGACAUUGUCAGCAUGACGGAACAGCGCCUGGGACUCUCCAAACAAGAGGGUGAGUCAGUCGCGGAAGUGGCUCUUUGGUUGUCCGUUCUUUCUCUAUGCAGACUGCAUGGUCAUACACCCAGUUUAUUUCUUUUGAUUCACUUAUCCUUUGUGCAACUGAAAAGGAGCUUUCUGGCCUGAGCUUAUUCCAAUCGGUAGUGGUUGAAACCUCGGCCUCGGAGGAGAGGUUAAUUAAUGUGUCGGCAUUCAGAGCCCUGUGUCACUGACGCUCGAUUGGCUUAUACCUCUGUAACUGUCGCUUGUUGCGUUGCCGCUUUUAUAUCUGAAAGUGGAUUUCUGUAUGAGCUACAAGGUUCAGAUAAAGAAAUGGUUCCGGCAAUCGAGCAGUCUUCUUAUCCACUACUUUCCAAUCAGUUUAUUCGACCUAUCGCAGUGGACGAGUCCUUUGAUGUACUACAGUAACUGCCAGAUGACUUGAUGAGAACAAUGGAGGAAUCAGCGGGUCGGAUCUUACUUGAAGCAAGCAUGACACACGCUAAAGCUUAGAACAGUUGAUGACCACUCUUGUCUUCCAUGAGACGUCCAGUUACCCAAACAGACAUUGGUGUGCCCUACUAGCUGAACGAAUCUCGACAUGUUUCCAGCCACAUGCUGAUGUUGGCGGCCUGCUAAGCACCCUGUCAUUACUUUAAACGCCUGUCUACUGACGACGACACCCUCUGCCGCCCUUUUCUUAUACAAGUUUUUGAAGACCACCAACUUUGUGUUAUGCACUCGCUGUGUUUAAUCAUGAGCUUUUGCCUGAAACCAACAACGCCACAUAAACGAAACAGCAGUCCAGAAGAACCCUUGCCUUAUGUCUCGAGCAGUCAUCAUCUACCUUAUGUUUUUACGGCCAAGGUGUUAGCCGUUGUCUUUCCGCAGUCACUUUUCCGUCCUCGCGUUAAAUUUAGGAUCCAGUCGCACCCGCUUUCCUGACUUCCGACGUAUUUCGGAACCCUAUAGUCUCUGUUGAGUCAAGAGAAAGUCCUCUGACUGGCAUCGUAUUACUUUUCCCUUGUGACCUCCGCUGACCUUAUUUGUCGCACAGCAGACCGUUCUGUUAGAUCUUUUUUUCGCGUCCACCCACAUGCGAUCCACUGCUGCCUUGUAGACCGUGCUGCUGAUCUGCAACUGAUACGUCUGCUCAAGGCCGUAAUCAGUGAACAGUCCAGUGAGAUGCGUCAGUUACGUUUAACCCUACUGCAGCACGAGGCUUCCAUUGAUGCCGUAAGUCAACACUCCGUCUCCUAAGCACGCCUCUCUCAUUCCCAUGCUAAGCCUUCUCUGUUAAGCCGGCAGGAAUGUUGCGUAAAUCGUUCAAUUGGAUUUAACUCUGUUUAAACGAAUGACCCCAGUCACUUUGCGACCGGGUGCGACUCUGAAGAUUCCAGAAGUCCAAGUCAGGCUGCCUAUGCCAGUCACUGGCAGCCCAAAUGCCUAACGAACACGGACAGGACUAGGAAAACUCACGCCUAACAUUAGCUGGGAAAAUCGGGAGUUAUCUUUGUACACAGCGCUGUGCAUGCCAACGGGAUCCAUUCCUUUUCGUGCUCGGACUUUCGUUAAUGCGUACUUUGAAGAAGCCCAUCAGUGGGCUUUGUCAGCCAAAAGGCCAAUCCCAGUGUCCCGUCUUCAGAUUUGUCAUGAUUUUUCCAAGUAUAAGCUGAGCUUGCAUAAGGCAGACUAACUUACUGCGCAAAUACAAUUGGGAGUCCGGGAUUCCAGUUGUACCUCGACAGUACUUAUACCUAUUUAGCUGCACAAGCGAGGCAGGCUAACCGCCCCUCGUUUGCCAGUCGUCUGAUUCAAUAACUGUUGCAACAACCGUCCACAACAGCAGCUCAUUUAGCCUCCUCCUCAUUAUUAUUAAUUGUGUAGAACCUGUAAAGAAUGAUCUUUUGCCCUCGGCAGGAGUGAACUGACGUUUCUGCGUUACAGGCUGAAGAAGAGGUAUGCAGGCUGGCCCACCAAUCCGGCACGCUGCUGGCGGGGCGUGCACCUCACAGACGCCAAGCCGGCCAGUUAGCCGCCGAAAAAGCUGAAGUAGAGGCCAAAUUGUGCGUUUGUGAGCAGGAGUUGAAAGAGCUCUCCCACCUUAUUGAACUCCAGGACCUUCAAAGUGAAGCAACUGCUACUGAACUGGCCAGACAAUCGCUAAAGGUAGUCCACAUCCUCACCAUUUGUGGGAAAUUUGUUUGCUUCUACGAAUGUCUACUUAAAAGCGUGUAGGUAGUUCUAUUGUAUCAGGUAAAACAUUGAACUGGCGAUAGUGGUUUUUUGUCUUUACGAACUUUCGUAGCCGGCCCCUGCAAACAUGCCGCUUCACAUCAGUCCCUGUCAGGGAGCGGAGUCCGUGGAAACCGCCAGUGGAACGGCCUACCCUGAAGACAGUCUCCUCAGCCUGGAGGAACUUCGUAGCCUGUUCUACGAACGCAAUGAGCUGCGCUGUCGUCUGAUUGAACUGGAGGCAACUUUACAACUUGCCGCUAAAGAGGAAAAGUUAGUCAAAACUUUUUGAAAACUUCGCUACAUCAAAAGUUGCAUGUUAAUACAGGCGCCAUGGUAGAAUGAGUAUAGCUUCCUGACCUGGCAUAAAAUAAAGGUCCUCUCGUCGGAGAGGUAAAUUAACAGUAGGAUCUAGGCCGCCAGGAAAUUCGUAGUGGAUGACAGCCGUUGAUCUUGUCGCCUCCUGGACAAGUCCCAAUGCUAUCUUCCGCAGCCGGUCCUGUGUGACGAAGUCAGUUUCAACCGGUAAAGGAAGCGAGGUGAUGGGAUCCAUAAGGACGAAUUAACUCGCUCUGUUGUUGUGUUAAGUAUGAUGAAACCGUCCUCACGGCUACAGCAAUAGAAUUUUUCAGACAUGCCUUGUUUGAGACUGUUUAGGAUAUGUCGUCUGGUCAUAGUGCGCAGCGUUCUUGUAUCCUUAUCUCUUCUCAUCUUUACCUACACUCUUGACGUAAUCUUAAUUUUCCGCCUGCCUUAGUCUUCAGUUCAUUCUUAACUUUUUUCCACCAGUAUGUGCUGUGCCCUGGAGUCGGAUUCCUUCCCACUCCUCAGUCAUUACCGUUUGUUUUCAUAUCUUCAGUGAGGAGCUCCUUUUCGGCCCGCUCCCGUGUGAGCCGAUUGAGAAACUUCGACCCGGCUUCGCAGCCAGUCAAACGGGCAUCAAGCCUUUGUAAGUUGCUAAGUAUUGUUUCAGUCAUUUCGUCGUCUUCUCUGACUAGGUGGUGCCACCACGUUUUCUCUUUCCGAGCUAACUUCUUUCCGCAGCAGUGGGCUAGAGCGGCCCUCUUCAGAAAAAAGUUUUCAGUAGAAGUCAAUCAGCGAGUUGUGUUCUGUGGCUUUUAAAGAAUAUAAUGGAUUAUUUCGAUAAGAGGUCGUUUUGGUAAGCAGUUCAUUACUGCACCGCUAGUAAACACGAUGUAAUGCCUGUCGGUGACAGCCUGGCGAACGAGGUGCUACUCGUUUUAUUGACACUACUUACUAAAUACGAGUAGUUGUUUUGAUAUCAUCGCAGUAUUAAACUCAACAACAGUCUAGUGGACAAAACUGCGGCAUCAUUUUCUGACUUAACUACCAAAGUUGUUAGCUUUUGCACUAACGAUAGAAAUAGUAAAGUUGGGACCUGUGUUUGCCCUGGAAAGUCCAGGCGAGUCAAUUAUUUUGGCGGUUUCUUUCCUCUCGCAUUUCUUUAGGUCAUGCAUUUCCUUAUGCACUGUGUUUAUCGUUGCGUACUUCCUGCUAACCGGGAGUGCAUUUUAGGUUUAUCGACCUGCUCCGCCGUAUUGCUGAAAAGGCGCAGCGCAGCAAGUAG
This is a messenger RNA of Spirometra erinaceieuropaei, 11953 nucleotides long. NCBI's taxonomy places the organism in Eukaryota, Metazoa, Platyhelminthes, Cestoda, Diphyllobothriidea, Diphyllobothriidae. The record is from the annotation of a GenBank genome assembly.